Molecule: messenger RNA, 1662 nt
Organism: Liolophura sinensis
Lineage: Eukaryota; Metazoa; Mollusca; Polyplacophora; Chitonida; Chitonidae
Product: DNA-directed RNA polymerase II subunit RPB3-like
Exons: 8
Coding region: 58-882 (274 amino acids)
Biological process (GO): transcription by RNA polymerase II
Cellular component (GO): RNA polymerase II, core complex
Molecular function (GO): protein dimerization activity
Source: RefSeq, a predicted model, not a curated record
UAGCAGUUCAACAACAACAGGAGGGAACUGUCACGGAAACGUGGGUUUAGGUUAAAAAUGCCGUACGCUAAUCAGCCCAUCGUCUCAAUAACCUCCUUAACUGAUGAAAAUCUCAAGUUUACAAUCGAAGAUACAAAUCUCAGUGUAGCCAAUGCUGUACGAAGGGUCAGCAUUGCGGAAGUACCAACCAUUGCCAUCGACUGGGUGCAGAUAGAGGCAAACUCGUCUGUCCUUCAUGAUGAAUUUAUUGCUCAUAGAGUUGGCUUAAUUCCACUUACCAGUGAUGAAGUGGUGGACAGAAUGCAGUACUGCAGGGAUUGUACUUGCGAGGAGUUUUGCCAGGAUUGUUCAGUGGAGUUCACACUUGAGGUGAAAUGUAUGGAUGAUCAAACGUGCCAUGUUACAAGUGCAGACCUCAUUUCCAGUAACCCCAAAGUUGUUCCGGUGACCUCAAGACACAGAGAAGAAGCCAGCGAGUAUGAUGAAACUGAUGAUAUUCUCAUUGUAAAACUUCGGAAAGGACAGGAGUUGAAGCUAAGGGCCUUUGCUCGCAAAGGUUUCGCCAAAGAGCAUGCCAAGUGGAACCCUACAGCAGGGAUAGCUUUUGAGUAUGAUCCAGACAAUGCUCUGCGUCACACGACCUACCCUAAACCCGAGGAGUGGCCAAAAAGUGAAUAUUCUGAACUGGAUGAAGAUCAGCAUGAAGCUCCUUUUGAAGCCAAUGGUCAACCGCAGAAGUUUUACUACAACAUUGAAGCGUGUGGUUCACUUCGUCCUGAAAACAUCAUGUACAGCUGCUUGUCCAUUCUGAAGAAAAAACUGAGCGACCUACAGACGCAACUGAGCCACGAAAUCAGGAGCGAUGUGCUAACAAUCAGCUGAUGGAUGAGCAAAUUUGUCAACGCGGAGAAAGAGCUCACCAUCGUGAAUGACAUUGCGAAAGCAGAAUUGCAGACACAGAUGUGUAUUUUUGGCAUUUGGGAUUCAGGGUUUCCACUGGUCCUUGAAAGUGCAUGUACUUGAAAGUGUAAUAAGUGUUUUCAAGUUCUUGAAAAAGAGUUUAUUUUUGGAUGAAGGACAUUUUGGGAUAUGUUUGGAAUGGACUGAAAAAUAAGCUACCAAAAUGGUAUCUAUUUUUAAAUCAUCACAUUAUUUGUUAUAUACUUUAGUUGUGCUUGAAAGCGAUAGGAAACAGAGAUAUUAGACCCACGAAAAACACCUUCCAUGGGUGCAGAAAAGGCACGAAUUUAACAAUUGGAAGGCAAAGGAAGGAUGGAAUCGUGUGGUGUUGCUUUAUCAGCCUUCACUUAGACACAUGAACAUUGUCUUUUUGUCAUCAUAUUCUCAUUAUCUGCUUUUCAUAAAGACAGAUCCAAGAAAGUCUUGGACAAAUUUGCUGCAGCUAUUUUACAGAUUCCAUUGGUGACUUACAGACCAUUAGGCCACAGUAACUUCAUUGUCUUGAAUCUGUAUCUUUAAGAUUUAAAUUUAGGGCUAUAAUUAUGUUUGUGUUCAUCGUAAUGCACCAUUAGGAUUUCCUGUAACCCUCUGCCCUUCCCCCCCCCCCCUUCCCCUCCCCCCAAUGUUUCAUUAACAAAGUUUCCUCGUGGUCAUUUCUUCAGUGGAAAUAAAAGAAAAUCCCUCUUUUUGCAUCAAACAGGU